Molecule: messenger RNA, 2463 nt
Organism: Panonychus citri (citrus red mite)
Lineage: Eukaryota; Metazoa; Arthropoda; Arachnida; Trombidiformes; Tetranychidae
Source: RefSeq, a predicted model, not a curated record
AAGUGAACAAUUUAUUUUCCUCAUUGGUGAAAAUAUGAAUCAAUAUGUUACUCUAUUGAUUUUGUAUUGUUAACAAUUAAAUUUAAUUCACUUGUAAGUUAAUUAUUUACACUAAUUUUUCUCUGCUUUCGUUAUAAUUUAUAUAUAUUUGCGAGUGUGUAUUUCAAAUAGUGUUUUUAUCAAUACAAUUAAUUCAGUUCGUUUCAAAUUGAUUAAAAUUUCUCGUUUCCACAAAGUAAAAUGAAGUUCAUUUUGUUUCUAGUGAUUAUUUCAACUUACAAUCAAUUAAUUGUAUCUUUAAAUGUUAAUGAUUCAACAAUCAACUCAACGUUACCAUUAAUAAAAUCAACAACAACAACAACAAUCAAACCAUUAAGUGAAUCAACAAUACCAUUGACACCGACAAUUAAACCGUUAAUUACAACUGAACAACCAAUUGAUUCAACAACAAUUAAUAAUACUGAUGAUUAUAGUGAUUAUUAUGAUAAUGAAAAUGAUGAAAAUGUAACUUUAUCAACUGGUCAGUUAGAUGAUGAUAAUAAUUCAACUAAUCAAUCAGAAUCAGAUAAUGAAACACUUGAUGGUCAAGCACAAUCUCAGCGUCCAUUUAUAAGUGGACAAGGUGGUAAUCAACUUCAAACACCAAUACAAAAUUAUGGUUUACCAUUUGCUAAUUUAAUUCCUGGUUUACAAAAUGCUUUAACUAAUGGUAACAAUCAACGAGGACAAUUACCUGGACCAUUGGAUUUAUUAACUCGAUUCAUACCAAGAGCCAACAACAUAAAUAACAGAGGACCUUUGACUAAUUCAUUUACUCAACCGGGUACCGGUAUUAAUCAAGGUUAUCCUAAUUAUAAUGGCCUAGGUAAUCAAAAUUUAAGGCCCGGUGGGUUGAAUGGUAGGCUACCUUUGGGUAAUUCUGGUAAUUUCAAUGGAUUGGGUUCAGCGGGUCCUCGAUUGAAUAAUAAUAACCAACGAGGUCUGAGUAAUGGUGGUGAUGGAAUCAGAAAUUCUGGUGAGUCUAAAGAGGACGAUGACCAAGAGAGAAAUAGACCAGAACCAGAGGAAGAUGAAGGAGAGGAUGGAAGUCAAGAACAGGAUGGAGUGAAUAAUGAAGAUGGUGGACAAAGAGGAGAAGGUGAAAGUGGAGAGAUGGGUAAUGUCGGUUCUGGUGUUGAUAGAACUGAUCAAAAUGAAGCUGGUCCACAAGAUGGAUCAAGUGAAGAGGGUCAACAGAAUAAUGGACGAGGAGGAGGAGGAGAGGAAACUGAUGGUGGAAGUGGGGAAGAUGGAGCUGGGGAAAGUGGAGAAAAUGAUGAAGGUAAUGAAAGUGAGGCUGGUGACGAGAAUGAAGGAGGUGGAGAGGAAAAUGGAGGAGACAUGGGCGAAAACAGCGGCGGUGACCCUUCUAACGAUCCUGAUUUGGCCCAAUUUGAACGAUUAGGUCAAGGAAAUACUUUCCCUGGUGACUUGUUUCCACCGGGACUUUUGAGCCAACAAGAUUUAGCGGAUAUUCAGAAAUCAAUGGAUGAACAGGCAAAGAAAGACGCUGAAAGACAACGACAGGGUGAUGAACAGGGCGAUUCAUCAAACUCUUCACCUGAAUACGAUGAAAGUACAGCGGCAGCAACAGACGAACCCACUUCGUAUAUUCAGCCAACUCAUAAUAAUCAGCGUGGUGCUUAUCGUAGUCCCGAACCAAAUGUCCAAAAUCAACGUAAAUAUAAUAGCCAAUUAAAUCAACCUAAUGGACAACAAUCAAAUUUAAAUUCGAAUAAUUAUCUUGGUGAUUACGGACAAAUUUCUAAUCAACGUCGUGGUGCUUAUCCUUCAUCAAGAAAAUCCAACAAUCAAGGGGAACAAUUUAAUCAUCCUGACAGUUAUUUCGCUGAUUCAAAUCUACACACUGACAUCGAAUCAAAUGUUUACUAUUCACCAGAUUUGGUUGAUAAUGAUAAUCACAAACCACAAUCAACAACACGAUUAACCAAUGUACCUCAUCAAUCAACAAUUAAUAACAACUUUCCAACAUCUACCAUUGAUUAUGAUGAAACACAUUCAUCUAAUCCAGAUACAACAAAGGAAUUAACUAAAUUAACUUCAUCAUCAGCCAAUGGUGCUAAUCAUCAUCAUCAUCAUCAAGUUAAUUAUGGUGAAUCAAUGGCUGAUUAUGUUGACGAUAAAUUAAUGGCCAAUACUCCUGAAAAAAAUGAACAAAUCACAAUUAAAAGUAAAUCAAAAGAUCCUUUUCUCAGAGAAAAAAUUACAAACAAUUAACCAAACAAUUAAAUAAAUUUUUCACCAUUUAUCACAACUGAAAAUUGCCAAUAAUCAAUGGAACCUCUGUAAACUAUUAAUAAAAAUAUCAACAACAAGAAGAAAUGAAAAAAAAAAUUAACAACAAUUAAAACCCAAUCAAUGCCAAUGAAUAAAAAUCAAUAUUUGUUUUUUGUUCAAAAUUAA